This is a messenger RNA of Cyclopterus lumpus (lumpfish), 1051 nucleotides long. It is a transcript of the gene dbi, whose product is annotated as diazepam binding inhibitor (GABA receptor modulator, acyl-CoA binding protein). The transcript has 4 exons. Lineage: Eukaryota; Metazoa; Chordata; Actinopteri; Perciformes; Cyclopteridae. Gene Ontology annotation, molecular function: fatty-acyl-CoA binding. Gene Ontology annotation, biological process: fatty acid metabolic process. The record is from RefSeq and is a predicted model, not a curated record. Bases 118 to 363 code for a protein of 81 amino acids.
GGCGGCAUGCCUUUUUAAAGUUGGAAGAAGAAGCGGCGGUAUGGCCUGGUGCGGCUCAGUGGACUUUGCGCUGACCAUUCAUCGACUCGGCUGACUGCAGUCGGAUCCUCACCUACAAUGACUGAUCUCCAGGCUAAAUUUGAUGAUGCAGCAGCUGAGGUGAAGCAGCUGAAGGCAAAGCCGGCAGAUGAAGAAAUGCUUCAGGUCUACGCCAUGUUCAAGCAGGCCACUGUGGGUGACGUCAACACAGGUCGCCCAGGGAUGUUUGAUUUCACUGGUAAAGCUAAAUGGGAUGCCUGGGAGACCCAAAAAGGGGCAAGCUGUCAGCUAGGCUUGGCCUUCCUGCCCAGGCUGAAUGGUUAAUUGCUGUACACAUGAACCGAUGCCUUGAGAAGAGGUUUGUCAUGUUAGGUUUUGUCCUGUAUAUGCAUAUGUAGUCAUGCAGAUUUCACAGAAUAUUUAUUGGGGGAAGAAAUUCCACACUUAAAUGCACUUACCUCAACAAUACCUGUAUUGGUCAGCACAGAUUUGUAUCUGUAUUUUCCUUGAAAUGAGAGAACAUUCAUGAGUAUACAUUAUUUAUAAUUCAUCCAGUUUGAAUUCUAAUUCGAAAACUCAAUAAAUAUUAUCGAGAUAUUAUUCAAAGAACUUUCUUUUUUUGAUUUGACAGUUGUUGACUACAUACAGACGUUGAUAGCUAGGCUACUUUGUAAAUGGGACAAAAUCAAGUUAGCCAUUAUUGUGACGUGGACCGAUGCAUGAGGACACUGUACCUGGACCUCGAUGAACUUUAAUUGAAUAUAUAUUAUUAGCACACUCUGGUAUGUUUGGCAUACAACAUUUGACAUGCUAUAUAUUGGAACAUACCAUUUUUUCCCUGUCAUACUUAAUGGUAUGUUAGUAUGGGUAUUGAAAUGCACAUCGUGUGUACACCAAGCCGCCUACAUACUACUGAUGAAGGCAAUAUCCAGUACAUGCUGCAUAAUGCAUUCAUAACGAGUACACUGAAACCGUAUGCAAGAGCCUUUCAACAAGGCCAUGAAGCACAGGA